Molecule: messenger RNA, 4682 nt
Organism: Bactrocera dorsalis (oriental fruit fly)
Lineage: Eukaryota; Metazoa; Arthropoda; Insecta; Diptera; Tephritidae
Gene: Mvl
Product: protein Malvolio
Exons: 12
Coding region: 209-2029 (606 amino acids)
Biological process (GO): response to manganese ion; metal ion transport; manganese ion homeostasis
Cellular component (GO): apical plasma membrane
Molecular function (GO): iron ion transmembrane transporter activity; manganese ion transmembrane transporter activity; cadmium ion transmembrane transporter activity
Source: RefSeq, a predicted model, not a curated record
UUAAACUACUCCAAUAUUAAGUGUUUUGCGUUCGCUUGAAUUAAAAAGUUGAAAAUAGUUGCUGAUUAAUCAUCAAUCUCAUUUAUAUUUCGCGCGUUAAUUUGUAGCGAAUGAAUCGUAUAAAUACAAAAACUCAACUUGACACACAUCAGUAAAGCUUUUGUUGGAACAAUUGGCAUCGACAAGCACAAAUAUCUGUACUUUCAAUAUGGCUUCAAAUGGAUCAUUUUCAAAAAAUACCGAUCAAAUUGUUGAACCUGCAGGCAGUUCAUCAACGACAUCGCCGCGUACCAGCACAUCUCGACCGCCACAUCAGCAUCUACCGAGUGUCUUACCCGAUGAGGGCACAUAUCUGAAACCGAAUGCGAAACAAGCAUACUUCAGCGAUGAAAAGGUGCUCAUACCACAAAAUGAUGAGACUGGCUUUAGCUUUCGCAAAUUAUGGGCAUUCACCGGUCCUGGGUUUCUCAUGUCCAUAGCAUACUUGGAUCCGGGCAACAUAGAAUCAGAUUUACAAAGCGGAGCGGCAGCAAAAUAUAAAAUCUUAUGGGUACUUUUAUGGGCCACGGUUUUGGGUUUACUGAUGCAACGUCUGGCGGCGAGGUUGGGUGUUGUGACGGGUCUACAUUUGGCCGAGAUGUGCUAUCGCCAAUACAGAAAGCUGCCGCGCAUCAUUCUUUGGAUAAUGAUUGAGAUUGCAAUUAUCGGCUCGGACAUGCAGGAAGUGAUUGGCACAGCGAUUGCGAUAUAUUUAUUGUCAAAUAAAAUCGUGCCGCUGUGGGGUGGAGUGCUGAUAACAAUUAUCGACACGUUCACAUUUUUAUUUCUAGAUAAAUAUGGUUUGAGGAAACUGGAGUUCUUCUUUGGCUUUUUAAUCACUGUAAUGGCGGUUACUUUCGGCUAUGAGUACGUUGUCUCAGCGCCUAAUCAGGGUGAAGUAAUGGAAGGAAUGUUCCUGCCGUGGUGUAAGGAUUGUAAUGCAAACGUUCUACUGCAGGCUGUAGGCAUAGUUGGUGCUGUGAUAAUGCCCCACAAUUUGUAUCUUCAUUCCGCUUUAGUCAAGUCACGUGAUAUCGAUCGUCGUCAACCGAAAAGAGUUAGCGAGGCAAAUUUCUAUUUCUUCAUUGAAGCGUCGGUGGCGCUAUUUGUGUCAUUCAUUAUAAAUCUAUUCGUCGUAGCUGUUUUCGCACACGGCAUGUUCGGUAAAACAAAUCAAGAUGUGCUGGAUGUCUGCGUCAAUCAAACAAUGUACGAAGACGCAAAAGCGUCGUUUACGGAUUCGCACAACAACACCGAUCUCAUCGAUGCCGAUCUUUAUAAGGGCGGUCUAUAUUUGGGUUGCACAUUCGGUGCAGCGGCUAUGUACAUUUGGGGUGUUGGCAUUUUGGCCGCUGGUCAGAGCUCUACCAUGACUGGCACAUAUGCGGGACAAUUUUCAAUGGAAGGGUUUCUGAAUUUGCAAUGGCCACGCUGGCGCCGUGUGCUCUUCACGCGUUUAAUCGCCAUCAUACCCACAUUCUGCUUGGCCUUCUUCACACGCAUGGAAGAUUUGACGCAUUUGAAUGAUAUUUUGAACGCAGUGAUGUCGUUGCAGUUGCCUUUUGCCGCCAUACCAACGAUAGCAUUCACAUCGUGUGUGGCAAUAAUGGGUGAAUUCGUAAAUGGCCUGGCGAACAAAGUCAUAUCCAUAAUGUUAACCAUAGUGGUAAUAACGGUAAACAUCUACUUCGUUGUUGUGCAAGUGCAGACGGCGUCUCUGGAAAAUGGUUUAUUAGCAUUAGUUUGUAUAGGAGCCAUUUUAUAUUUGCUUUUUAACUUGUACCUUGUGAUACACAUGAUUGCGUGCAUGGGCAAUCAAAGAUUUGUCAAUAAUAGGUGGGUCCAGAAGUUCGUACUCCCCAGUCAGAAUAGUUUUACGAUAAAGAACGCCAAUUCAACGUACGCAAGUGCCGUGUCUAUAGCAAUUGCCGCAAGCAAUGCUGCUAAUGAGCCACUGCCUAAGACAAUAUCGGAAAAGGUGUCACAAUAAUAACAGUUAGAAGCUUGUAUAUAAUAUAUGUAGCUUGCAAACACACACACAGUUUGGUGCAUUUGUAAUAAAAAAUAUAUUGUGAUAUACACAAUAUUUACCUGCUUGCAUGCAUGGGUAAAAGUUGUUAAAAAAAUAAACAGUAUUUCUAUUUAAAAUGUAAAUAUUUCUAUCUGUAUUUAGUAUUUCCUUGAGCGCACACUGCUAUUAAAUAAUAUAUAUUCACACGUUUUUUAUGUUACAAAUACAGUUAAUUAUCUAUUAAUUAUUAAAGUUGUUUACAUUUAUUUUUUUUUAGUUUCCUAUAAUACUUUAGUUAUCUACCUUUAGUCGUGCGUCAAUUCUUGCUGUUCCGUCUAGUGUGUUUUUUGUUGUUAAGUUAUCGUUUUGUUUAAAUAUGUGUAAGCCUCUCGGCUCAUUAAUUAAAUCCGCAGUAAUUACCCGCUGAGUUAAUAAAAAUCGAUCAUUUAUUGUCCACUUGUGGAAUUGUGGGGUGAAUGAUAAAUUUAAUUGUAAUGCUUGUUUGACGUUUAAAUGGUGUGAAAUAUGCAUGCAUAUUAAGGUGCCCCUUAUUUACCACGUCAAUGUUUUUUUUACAAACGCCUACUUAAGUUUUAAGCUUUUGCCCUAAAAAAUAUAUCCAAACUAAGCAAAAUCUUUUUUUUUCCAUUUAGAUCAUGUCUAAAUUAAUUUAAUUUUCCCAUAUUUUUAACAUUGGAGUUUCUGAUCUUUUGCAAUAAAUUUUGAUCUCUAUAUUAUAUUCGAAUACUAAAGUUUCCGCUCUAGAAAAAGUCAUAAUAAUUUUUGAUAAAAAAACUUUCCUUUAAAAUUUACUUGUUUGGUGUUAAAUAUCAAAAUCUUCCACAAGCACAACUAAGCGACCUUUAUUUACCAAAUAAUAGUAAUUCCUUUUUGAAAUAUUGAAAAAUUCUGUGAGAUGUUAGUUGUCAGAUUUUAUUCACAAAUAUACCACUUUAUUAUUAGUGCAAAGCAGAACUCUCUAGUUCAUUUCAUAUUUUUAUAAGAUUUAAAUGUGAAUUAACACAAUCACAGACUUUACUAUACCUGUUUUCUGAGCCAUUUUUCCUGACAUGCUUGAUGUUUCACUGUAUGGUUACAACAUACAUAUUAGUAUAUGUUCUAUUCGACUGUUCCAUUUGGCAUAAUUGUAUGUGCAUAUGUAGGUUUUUAUUUUCGAAAAUUAAAAAAUUAAUUGAUCCAUUGCUGUCUAUUUCAGACAGAUUAUACUAUAUAUAUAUAUAUAUUGUACAUAUAUCUGAAAUUUAAAAAAACCAUAUUUACAUUUAAUAUUUAGUAUUCGAUCAAAUUUAUUGAAUCCGAUAAGUUGAAUAACUUCAAACAAUCCACCUGGGUCUUCAACAAUCCUAAAUUUAAAACAAAAACUUUUAAUUUUUUAGUUUAAUUUAAUUGAUCAGAAUAUUCUACUUAGGUAGUAAAAAUCUUUAGUUCAGAAGUCAGGAUGAAAUUGUUUUAUUAAGUAAAAUUUUCAGCUUUUCGAGAUUGUUUGUUAUAGCCUGAAGCCUGAUUAAUAUGUGCACAAAAUUAGACAUUUUACCUCCUGGACAGUGGAAAAAAAUUAUCCACUAUGAAUAUAAAAUAAAAAUUUUAAAUACAUCGUUUUUUUUUGGUAUUGUACAUAGCUUAGCGAUUUUAGGUAAAGAAAACUUCGGUUUUCCAGAUUAAUAUUGUGUCGUUCACUAAAUAAUUUCGUUUGUUGAUAACAGCUUAUUGAAUUCUUUCGCUGCCAACUUCACGCUUAACCGCUUUACGGUUAUAUGUAUAUUUUAACAGCUUGUUUGUAAACACAUUUUCUUUUUUGGAUAACUAAUUUUUGUUUGGUGCUUAUAAAAAAUGGAAGCUUUUUCGAUAUAUUUUGGUGUUUUACUAUCAAAAGUGUAAAAAUGCUGUUCAAACGAGGCGAAAAUUAUGUGUUGUGAGAGAAGAUUUAUGGACAGAACGCUAAUGCCAAAAUUGGUUUGCAAAUUUUCGAUCUAACAAUUUCGAUCUUGAGAAUGCACCACAACCUGGAAGGCCUCUUGACACCGCUGUGGAUAAAAUAAAGUCGUUGGUCCAUGCAAAUUGUGGAAUAACAGAAAGAUUUAAUGUAUCUAAUUUCAUAAAAAAUAGUGUGUAAAUUGCACUCAACAGCAAAAUUACUGAGUGAACGACCCAAUAUUUAUGUAUAUAAAUUAAAUUAAAAGUGUUUAGUUUCUGGCUUUGUUUUAAAUUUCAAAAGGAAUGUAUUUCCUUCCCUUUUUUAUUUUUGAUCGUGUUUUUUAUAUUGCUUUUGUUGUUGCACUAUAAUUACUGUUGGUUAGAAUAUUAAGGAUUACAUGUAUAAGCUUUAUGUAGUAAUAUGUAAGUACAUAUAGUAUGUACAGAAAUUUGUUGCGUUUUUAUUAGCUAUUGUUUUUGUAACGCAGUUGCUUUUUAUUUAUCUUUUUUGUCGUAACAUUUUGAUGGGUGCAUAUGUAUAUGUAUAUUAUUUUAUUUAAAAUAAUUUUUUAAUUUCGUUUUAUUUUGUUUUAUGUGUCUCUAUUAAACGUUUCGUCGUCUACGUUUUAUUCUUCUUAUAUUAUUUGUUUUUGUAUUUUAUUUUAUGUACAAAUGUGUGGGCAUACAUACAUAUACA